Molecule: messenger RNA, 408 nt
Organism: Rangifer tarandus platyrhynchus (Svalbard reindeer)
Lineage: Eukaryota; Metazoa; Chordata; Mammalia; Artiodactyla; Cervidae
Source: the annotation of a GenBank genome assembly
AUGUCAACUGUGAAGUUUGAAUUGGAUAAUCUUUCUCCUGAAGGAUUCAGACAUGAGCAUGCGUCCAGCUCAGAUUUUACUUUAACCUGCUUGACUGAACUUUCUGGUGAUUCUAGUCAAUGGGAACUUCAGCACUCCAAUUCUGUCCCUGUUGUCAACAGCAGCCCUCACCCUGGGAUCACUCCACAAUCCCCAAACUCCAGUUCCCAGCCGCUCUGCCUUCCAGGGGACCGCAUCCUUGUCCAGGAACCUCAUCCAGUAAAACACAAUGCUUGUAUUUGUUGUUUCAAAGAUCCUCUUGAGAAGGAAAUGGCAACCCACUCCAGUAUUCUUGCCUGGAGAAUUUCCCGGACAGAGGAGCCUGGCGGGCUACAGUCCAUGGGGUCUCGAAGAGUCAGACACAACUGA